Molecule: messenger RNA, 3445 nt
Organism: Alligator sinensis (Chinese alligator)
Lineage: Eukaryota; Metazoa; Chordata; Crocodylia; Alligatoridae
Gene: CCDC92
Product: coiled-coil domain containing 92
Exons: 4
Coding region: 167-1114 (315 amino acids)
Cellular component (GO): centriole
Source: RefSeq, a predicted model, not a curated record
GCCCUUUGUUUGGAGAAGAAAUCUUAUCAUUCAGGCUGCAGAAUCAGGACUCCAUUGAUUUCCUUUGCAUCUGGAGGAUGCCAUCUGAGCUGUCGUCUGAUCGCGUCUUGUGUCUUCAUCUGGCAUAAUAUUCUAAAGAGCAAAAUCAGGUUACCUGGAUGACAGGAUGGCAGCGUCAAACUUGGAGAACCAGUUACACAGUGCCCAGAAGAAUCUUUUGUUCCUGCAGCGGGAACAUGCCAACACGCUCAAAGGCUUGCAUGCUGAGAUCCGGCGCCUGCAGCAGCACUGCACAGAUUUAACCUAUGAGCUGACUGUAAAGAGUUCAGACCUGACGGGAAAUGGUAAUUCAAGAAGUGAUGAACUCAGAAGGAAAUGUGAAGAACUUGAAGCUCAGCUGAAAGUCAAAGAGACUGAAAAUAAUGAAUUUUUAAAGGAACUGGAACAAAAAAAUGCAAUGAUAAUGGUGCUGGAAAACACCAUCAAAGAAAGAGAAAAAAAGUAUUUAGAAGAGUUAAAAAUGAAAAGCCAUAAGCUAAAUAUGUUGUCAAGUGAACUAGAGCAGCGAGCAAGCACUAUUGCAUAUCUGACUUCACAGCUCCAUGCAACCAAGAAAAAGCUCAUGAGUUCAAGUGGGACUUCUGAUGCCACCCCAUCUGGAAGUCCAGUGUUGUCCAGCUACAAGCCAGCCCCUCCUAAAGACAAGCUACCUGAAACUCCACGACGCAGAAUGAAGAAGAGUCUGUCAACACCACUCAACCCAGAAUUUGAAGAGGCCUACAGAUUAGGAUCGGAUGGCCGAAAGCUACUGUUACGAGAGCCUGUCGAUGCUAUGCCUGAUCCUACUCCAUUUUUACUGGCCAGGGAGACUGCAGAGAUACACCUAAUCAAAGAAAGGCCUUUAGUUAUUCCACCCAUUGCUUCAGAACGUACAUCAGGUGAGCCACACAGUCCAGCCCGGGAGAAGCAGCACAAGGCUCACAUUGGGGUGGCGCACAGAAUUCACCAUGUUGCACCAUCCCAGCCUCAGCCAGAGGUUGAGACGUUGGCAGUGGAUCAGGUCAAUGAAAGUAAAGUGGUCAGAAAGCACUCAGGGACGGACAGAACUGUUUAAGCAAAGUAAUGUGAUGUGAUGCUCUAUUCUGUUGCUAUUUCUGCACUGUGAUCAAAUAGGAUAAAUCUCAUCUGCAGUAAAGUUUCUUUUAAUACCCCAUGCAUGCCAAAUUUUUUCCAGAUCUGUCAUUAGAUUAUCAUACUUAAUGAAACCCAAAUAUGACUGUGUUCAUACUGCAAAGUAUAUAAAUGCUGUGGCCAAAUCAGGUGUACCUGACUGCUUGCUUCUAAGUACUACUCCAUUAUUAUAACUGCACAUGUGGACAAAAGCACAGGCUACAGUCUGCAUUAUUAAUCAAUAUUAACAAGAAACAGAUAAACUUAACUAAUUAUAAACCUGCAGCAAUAUGUAUUGGCUGAUAACUUUUAAAAUGUCAAUGUUUCUUUGAUGUCUCCGUAGUGUGUAUGUAGCACUUCAUACACAGUCACUAACUUUUGUGACAGAGCCACUGUGACGGCAGCACUGAAAAAAACGCAGAUGUAUAUACAUGAUUAGACGACCUAAGAAAGAACUCUUCUUCGCAUGGUCUUGAUCACAUCCUAAAUUUACUUUUUUUUGUGACGUUCUUCUCCAAAACUGCAAGGGUCCCAACAAGCUUUUAUUUGAUUAACUCUGCAUUAUUUUGGUUUACAUCUAUAUUUAAACUAUCUUUAACAACUUCAAGUUAUUAUUCUGGGAGACUGGAGAAGAAAACAUGAAUCAGAAUUAUUAGCUAACAGUCCUCGUGGAGCGAGUACAAACUCUGUCCUAAUGGAAAGCCAGCUUCUGCUUUGGCAUUUAGAAAUGAUGCCUACUAUUUAAAUAUUACUACACUACUGAAUCCUUUGCACUUUCCACGCCUUCCUUACAAGGAUCUCAAAGCUGCUUACCAAGGUGUAAAAUACGUUCAAUGUCAAACCCUUUCAGAACUCGAAUGAUUUCAGUUAUGUUUUCUAAAUUCCCCUAGGCUCACUGCAUUCUGAGACAGUUAAGGAAGUUUUCAAAGCCCAAACGGUAGCUUGGGAGUUAUCUGGCAAUGUUACAGUGUAGGAGCCGCUGGUAUUCAGACUGAAAAGCACCUGUUAUCAAACAUACGCUUCAGGUAGUUAUAAGUGUGUCGGUUAUGGAGAGCUACCAAGGGAUAUGUGGCUUCUACUGAGGGAGGGAGAAAAUGGGAAAUAACUGAACUUCAAGAGACGAAAAUUCAAGUGGUUUUUUGCAUCAGCUCCUCAAUAUUUAAAAAAUAAUGUUUUAGCUGGGAUGCUGGGCAGUAAACUUGGGAGGGCUUAACCCAGACUACCCUCCCACCCCCAUGUCAGAUGCCAGGCUUCCUUGGCUAGGCUUUCGUAACCCUCAGCCCUAGUUCUCCAAAAAUUUUAUGGAGGUGGGGAAAUCUCAUGUGUUGUGCCUUACCUUUUCUCAUUCUGUUGGUAUGUGGGAGGGCAAGGGGCAGGGGAAUGUGGCUUGUCUUUGGCUUGGCGUAAGGGACUGUCCUCCAGCAGUGUGCUUGCCCCCUACAGAAAAAGGAAUCAGCUUGCUCAUAUCUGUAUUUGCGCUUUGAUUACUGGGGAAGAGCAUAAAGGGACCAUGAUCUGUUAGGUAUGCUCUCACCCCCCUCUUUGUGGUAUUGCUCUGUCUACUCAAUUGCAGUACAACCAGUGGAAAAUAAUGACUCCCAGCUCUUGCACAUAAAUAAGUGUGCCUUCAGCAAUGCAAUACUUCACACUGAUAAAGAUCCCUAUCUGCCUGUUGUUCCCCGUGGCACUGCAGCCUUGCCUUUACUCCUCUUUCCACAAUUAACACCCUGUGUGAUGCUGGUCUCCUCUGUCUUGGAUAAGUAUUAGUUUCCUGAGCACGAAAAAGGCCAUUUUUGCUAGUUUUGACACUGCUAAAAUGUACACUCGAGCAUACCCACAGGGUGCAGGGGCUGUAUCAGCAUUCUCGCAAGUUAGUGAGACACUGAUCUUGACUAGCCCCCAAAGGCUUGCUUCUUCAAAGACAGUCCACCAUCCCUUUGGCGUUAACCUGCUCAGCAUUUUCUGUCAAUCACAUGCACUGUGUUUUGGUAGUAUACACUGUUGUUUCAUGUUAGGAUUUCUUUAUAAAAGAAGAAGGCCCACGUCCUUGGAAAAUGGUUAAAAGAAGGUGCGUGGUUUUAAUGUUUUACCAUUUUAAAGUGUAUUGCAUUAACCAGCAUUGGUUUGGACUGUCGCCAUAUUUUUGUGGCAACCUGCUGUAUGACUGAACAACGCAAUUGUUUGUUCUCUGAUGGAAGAAGUCUCUUAAAAAGACACUAGAAGUGAUGCACUGGAUAAUUAAAAACAAGUUUCUUACAAUCAUGAAUGUUCCUUA